CCAACUUCUCCUAUAGUUCCAGCUAUCUGCCAACCAGCCAAUCAUAUAUCAUCUUUGGGUGUCCUGUAAUAAACCCCUAUGCCCUUAACCGUAAAACCCCGGAAAAAAACAAUAUGUUCCUUGACAAGAACAACACUCCAACUGGUGCCAAGUACCACCCAUGUCAGAAAACCACCAAGAAAACCCCCACCCAAUAGGCGCCCAAUUCUCGUAAAUAAUGAGGAAGCUACCGGGAAAUAGGGACAGACCCCUACUCUUAUUUUCGCAUAAAUGACGUAUUAUUUGUACUAUGCUUGCCGUUUGACAGAAUAAAAGCAAUGUGUGCUGUGCUAGGUGUGGUAGUUUUCGGACUGCUACCCCAAUGCGUUGGUAUGCAUUGCAAUAAACUGGCCUCAGGCUUGAAUCUGUAAACUAAAAUCAAUGUGUGGGUGACUUUUUCCACGACUUUUCCCACCGGACUGGAGGACCGUGGGCUGCUUCCACACCGAUCCCAGGUGCCAGGGAGAUGGCUGAUCUCAAACGUACUGGUGGUGACCUAUAUAAAGAAUAUAGAAAUACUCUUCCUGGUAUGUCUGUGGAACAAAUUAAACAGAUAGAGGCUGCUAUCAAAGCAGGAAACUUCUUAGAAGCAGCUUCUGUGGUGCAGACACUCAAGAAUUUGUCAGGCAUUGAAUUCAAUAUCGCCGUCACGGGGGAGUCGGGAUCUGGAAAAUCAUCUUUGGUCAAUGCCAUCCGGGGCCUGGAAGACGAAGACGAAGGUGCUGCUGAGCCCCGUGCGGUGGAAAUGACCAGAGCACCAGUACCAUAUUGUCAUCCCACCUGUCCCAUAAUGAUCGUCUGGGACCUGCCCUCGAUUGGGACCCCAGAUUUUCGGCCAGACACUUAUCUGAAAGAAGUGAACUUCAGCCGCUACAAUGUCUUCAUCAUCAUCGCUUCAGAGAGGAGCAGAUUCUGCCACACCAAGCUGGCCCGGGAGAUAAAGAAGAUGGGAAAGAAGUUUUUCUUUGUACGCUCCAAAGUGGACUUGGACCUGUAUAAUGAGGAAAGCAAAGAGAGCGUCAAUGAAGAGAGAACCCUGAAGAAAAUCAGAAAGGACUGCGUCAACAACCUGUCCAGAGUAGGGGUGAGCUCCCCACAGGUUUUCCUUGUCUCGAGUAGGGAAUUUCAGAAAUACGAUUCUCCACAGCUGCAGAAGACUUUGCUAAAGGAAUUCUACAACCACAAGAUGGAGAUGUUCAGAGCCACUGAAGCCACCAGGGACAGUGGGAUAAUGGAAGAUUCAAACACUCACUGGGAUGGUUUCUUUUCAAAAUGGAGCAGUAAACUGCCCGGUCUGUCUGAGGAGGAAACUGCAAAAUUCCAGACCGCUAUCAAAGCUGGAAACUUCUCAGAAGCCAUGUCUGUGGUGAAGAUGUCUGAUGACAUGUUAAGAAAUACCACGCUCAACAUCGCCAUCACAGGGAACUCGGGCUCUGGGAAGUCGUCUUUCAUCAAUGCCAUAAGGAGCCUGAACGAUGAUGACAGAGGCGCAGCUGAGACUGGGGUGACAGAAACAACAAAGGAUCCAACUGCUUACCCCCAUCCCAUUCACCCAAAUGUGAUUGUGUGGGACCUUCCUGGGAUCGGAACAACGAAAUAUCCGGCAAAAACUUACCUGACCGAUGUGAAUGUUUAUCGUUAUGAUUUCUUCAUCAUCAUCGCAGCCGGGCGCUUCACAGAAGCUGAAACCAAACUUGCCAAAGAAAUCAACAGCAUGGAGAAGAAGUUUUACUUUGUCCGCACCAAGGUGGAUGUGGACUUGGCUAAUGAACAAAAAAAAAAAGAUUUCAAAAAGGAGAAAACUCUAGCGGCAAUCAGAAGUGACUGCAUGGACCAGCUACAAAAAGCAGGGAUCAUCUCCCCACAGGUUUUCCUGGUGUCAAGAUGGGACUUUCACAAGUACGAUUCUCCCCUACUGCAGGAGACUUUUGCAAAUGACCUCAACAUUCACAAGAGACAUGUUCUCAUCUGUGCCCUGCCCAGCACCUCUGAAGAAAUCUUGAAAGAGAAAAAGAAGGCCCUGCAGGAACAGAUCUGGAAACAAGCCCUGAAGUCGUGCGCUCUCGCUGCUGUUCCUCUCCCAUUUCUCUCAGUUAAGUGUGAUGUCGACAUCCUGGUGGAGAACAUGAGAGAGUAUUGCAAGUCAUUUGGCCUGGAUGAUGAUUCCAUCGAAUCACUUGCUAAACAAGUUCGGAUGUCUGCUGAUGAGCUGAAGUGUGUUAUAAAGUCCCCUCUGGCCAAAGCUAUAACAAAAGAAGAGGCUUUGAAGCGGCUCAGAGAGGCUACAGGGGAACCUAUGAUGAGAGUUAAAUCUUUUAUCAGCCUGAUACCACUGAUUGGCACUGGGAUAGCAGCAAAGAAGUCUUACAGUGUCACCUCUGAAGUGUUACUUAGGUUUUUGGAUGAAGUUGCAGAAGAUGCUCAACGAGUCCUGAAAAAGGCUUUGGAGGGAGCAGGGAAUAACCAAUAACAGUGUCCCAAGGCAGAGCUUCUCCCCAGCUUCCCAGGAUAAACUGCCACAUCCCUGGUCUCCUUUCUGCAGUUUGAUUGUCCCAAAUGUAAACAAACCAAGAGACAAAACCAUUUUUCAGCUCAACCUUCCACUGCCGACUUUCACAGCCUCUCCUCCCAGGGGUCUCUGGCAGUCCUGCUGCUCCUGCUUCCUGGCUCUCUCUCAGCCAGUCCCUCCUCAGUGGGUCUCUCUAGGGUCUGUCCGCACUGCACACUAAGCGUGGACUCCGACUCGGGUUUAAUCCUCAGCCCCACUUCCUUCCACAGCCAAAUCAGACUGACUUGGGUUAGUGAGCACUCAGGAACAGGUUGUAGGACUCUGCCGGGAGGUUGGGUCAAAGCCUGAGUCCCACUGAGACUCAGGUCCAAGCCCUGUCAUUCUCCAGUAUGGACACAACUCAUGCUGCAGACCCCAAUCAGAAGCUCUGCGUAGUGCAGUGUGGACGUGCUAGCACAGCCCUGAGACCUGGGUCCAGCACUUGUAAACCCAGGUUUCCAGUGAAAUGUGGACGCUCAUGUGCAGGCUUGGAAACACCGAGUCCAUAAGGUCAGGUCCCAGAGACCCAGGCUUACAAUGCAGUGUAGACAUGCUUUCUCGGACCUGUAUCGCCCCAGGUGGCAAAAAACAGAAGAGCAACAGGUCUGACACCAAACCCAGGUCUAGUGCAGACUCGAUCUGAGUAGAGAGGAGGUGGCAUUUCCUUCCUUCUCACAUGUAAUGUGACAGAUGAGAGAAAGACUGACUAGGAUUUGGGGAGGGGAGGGAACAGCUACGUUUUUUCUUUUAAAAAGAAGAUGAUUUUUAACCAGGCUGGAACCAGACAAACGGGUAAAAUUCCCAGCUUUGGCCAUGUCUGUUAAUCAUUCCCCAGGAUGGAAAAGCUUAAGGGGACACUGUCCGAUGAAAUACCGUAUUAAACACACACUCCUCUCCUGUGUCACUAAGAGCAUUGGGCAGAGGUGUGAAUUCUCAGCACCACUACGGCCUGGCCUAGGCUUGACAAUUAGAUCACCCUCGCUACAUUGCACAGGGCUGUGAAAAAUGUCACACCCAGACCCUGAGCACCAUAGAUAGGUCACCUAACCCCUGGUGUAGAUGCAGCUAGAUCGAUGGAAGAAUUCUUCUGUCCACCUAGCUCCUGUCUCUCAGAGAGGAUUAACAACAUCAAUGGAAAACCCCCUUUUGUUGAUGUAGGAAGUGUCUAUACUAUGUCGCUACAGCUGCAGUAUGGGACUACCCAGAGUGCAGACAUGGCCUACGGGGCUGUCUAAAUUAUGGAGACUGUCUAUCAGCGUAGCUACAUUGCCGUAGCUAUGUUGGCAUAGAAAUGUAGUUGCAGCCUAUGCACAAGGAAAGGGUUUUUCCAUCGCUGUAGGAACCCCACUUCCCUGAGUGAUGGUUUCUUCCAUCAACAUAGCUGCGUCUACACUAGCGUUAUGUCGGCAUAGCCACGCUGGUCAGGGGAUGCUAGAUCUGGGACUAGUCUACCAGUUUUUCACUCUGGGGCUCCUAAACCACUCCUGGAGCCAGAUCUCUUGUCUGGGAUCCUUCCUUGGGAGGUGGGGUGCUGCUGGCCACCUGCCAUAAAGCCAGUGCUGGGACUUCCUGAGCUUAGAGUUACUGUAUGUCAGGUUCCCAAAAGGAGGGAGGGAGCAAUCGGGGAUGUUGCUUAACGGCAGCUCAUCUGCUCUGCAAAAACCUAGGACGUUUCCUGUUAUCUUUUAAAUCAUCCCCCCCCACCCCCUCCAGGCUGAGAGAGAUCUCAGAGCCCCACGUUGUUUGUCGGCAGACUCACAAUUCCAACACGACUGUGGAAACUCUGAUCUUGUAUUUUAACCUCUUGGGGAAUAUGUGGCAGGGAAGCAAAACACACAGGCUUUGGCAAAGGAAAUUCUUAACCAUAGACACCAACCAGCCACCAUGUGCUCUGGUUGCAAAACUCCAUCCCCCAGCCCCGCAGGGAUCCAUACGACCCCAUUGUUUCAUGGGGUGGGCCAAGCAUGAAGGGUCAUUACAAAGCCAGUAGACCUUGCCUGUCAUCUCGACGGCUCUCUGUUCUAGUGCUCGACGGGGUGUUAAGCCCCCUCCCAGCACUGGAGAUGUCUCGGUAUUGCCUCACAACAGGUUGUUCAUAAACAAGAUUAAACUGGAUUUCAGCCCAGGUGAACAGAAUCCAAUGGUGAACAGAAUUCAACAUGGAAGCCUGCAAACAAAAUGGUUGAUGUAUCGCGGACACAGACAUACAAAAUGGCGGACAUAACUUGGUUCAGACCUUCCACGGUCUGUCACAUCCACAUUCCGAGCAGCAAGACAAUCACAACCUGGGAGCUGUAGCCUGCUCAGUGACCCAGAUGUCAGUUCUUGCUGCUUUGACGGCCGGCCCAGAGCCCUAGUCAGAGUCCGUCUACACUUGGAGCUAGGGGUGUGAUCCCCAGCUCCCAGAGACAUCCUCACGCUCGCUCUCAUGGAGCUAGCAGGCUAAAACAGUAGUGUAGUGAAGCCAGCUUGGGCAACAGCAACAUAGGCAAGCCAUCUUGAGUACAGAGCCACCUGGACCCCCAGCUCCAAAGGGCAGAUGUAGCCUGAAAUGGACUCUCUGAGAAACCCCUGGGACCAAAUCCCCACCUGGUGUGAAUGGAUGUAGCUCUGUUGAUUCAAUCCCAUUUACACAGCUGAGAAUCUGUUUUUCUGUCUACAGCCAUUUACCCAGCCUCUCCCUGGGGUUGGCUAAAGUUUCUGUUCUCUGAUCACGGUGCUGAAACCAGAGGCUGUUAUUAACCUGUAACGAAGAUGUACCCUGAGCAGGGUUUGGAAGCAUCUGGCUGCUAAACCUGUAUCAGAGGCUUAAUAAUUAAUGAGAAUCUCACCUCUGUAAUUGACAACCCUGAGCUGCGGGUUGAGCUACUGCUGAUGCGUAUAAUCCCUGAUUUGAUUGAUUGAUGCUGAGUUUAGAUCUGCUUGAGUGUCCGGGAACCACCGACCCCACUCAGACUGAGCUGAGGGGCUGGGUUUGUAAUCACAGGGUGUUUCGGGCUCUCAGGAGAAUUAGUUCAUGUGAUGCUACGUAUCAACCCGUCGCUGUUGAUUUGCUCAAUGUUCCAUACUCGGUAACCAACGUGGAUUCAAUCUCACCGCUCCAUGUACUCAUUGCUUGUGAUUUGAUGGUCAUUCCAAACCUUGGAGAAGUGCAUUUAUCCUUCAAUAAACUGCUGUAGAAUUUAAUCUGA
Messenger RNA from Malaclemys terrapin pileata, 5778 nucleotides. Its product is annotated as interferon-inducible GTPase 5-like. The transcript has 3 exons. NCBI's taxonomy places the organism in Eukaryota, Metazoa, Chordata, Testudines, Emydidae. Gene Ontology annotation, molecular function: GTPase activity; GTP binding. The coding region runs from base 506 to 2509 and encodes 667 amino acids. The record is from RefSeq and is a predicted model, not a curated record. Gene Ontology annotation, cellular component: membrane.